Messenger RNA from Nestor notabilis (Kea), 2138 nucleotides. It is a transcript of the gene TPCN2, whose product is annotated as two pore segment channel 2. Gene Ontology annotation, molecular function: monoatomic ion channel activity; voltage-gated channel activity. The transcript has 24 exons. Gene Ontology annotation, cellular component: lysosomal membrane. The record is from RefSeq and is a predicted model, not a curated record. NCBI's taxonomy places the organism in Eukaryota, Metazoa, Chordata, Aves, Psittaciformes, Psittacidae. Gene Ontology annotation, biological process: monoatomic ion transport; transmembrane transport. The annotation marks the transcript as partial.
GUACUGGUGAUAAUGACCUUUAUAUAAACCAAGCUGUGGUAUUUAUUGAAGAUGCAAUACAGUAUCGAUCUAUAAAUCACCGUGUGGACUCCAAAUCCCUGUGGCUUUAUCGAUGGUACUAUUCAAGAACUUGCCAGUGGAUUUUGAGUUUAACCAUCACUAUAAUUCUGGCUUUGGCUUUCAUUGAAAACCCUUCUUCGCUUACUAUCACGUCGGAUGUACGAUACCGCCUUCCUGCGUGGAAUCCUCCAUGUGGCCUAACAGAAAGCAUUGAGCUCCUUUGCUUUCUUGUAUUCGCAGUUGAUGUAUCUGUGAAGAGUUACUUAAUUGGAUGGGCAGAAUUUUGGAAAAAUAAAUGGCUAAUGGCAUAUAUACUGACAUUAAUUAUUUCCCUUGCUGAUUGGAUUGUUUCGCUGAGUUUUUUCUGCACAGAGAAUGUGAGAAUAAGAAGAAUUCUUCGUCCUUUCUUUCUGCUUCAGAAUUCUUCUAUGAUGAAGAAAACAUUAAAAAGUAUCAACAGCACGUUGCCUGAAAUGGCAAGUGUUGUUCUUCUACUAGCUGUUCAUCUGUCUCUAUUUACCAUGUUUGCCAUGCUGCUGUUUGCUCGAACAAAGGAUGGCCAGCAGGAUAAGGAGUGGGUGGGGUAUUUCCGGAAUUUGCCAGAUUCGCUGACAUCCCUGCUGGUCCUGCUGACUACUGCAAAUAAUCCUGAUGUGAUGAUUCCUGCAUAUUCUAAGAAUCGAGCAUAUUCAAUCUUCUUCAUACUUUUCACUGUAUUAGGCAACUUGUUUCUAAUGAACUUGCUUACAGCAAUAAUAUACAACCAGUUUCGAGGUUACCUUCUGAAAUCAGUUCAGUCCUCCCUCUUCAGGAGGCGACUGGGAAUCCGGGCUGCGUUUGAAGUGCUUUCUUCCCUCAGAGAGACUCCUGCUAAUGCACAACAGUUGCAUGUCAGCAUUGGGGCCGUACUACAAGUGCUGCAGAAGGUUGAAAUGGAUUCUCGCUGCAAGCAAGCCAUCAUGAGAUCACUCAAAACAUGCUCCUGUGACCAGCUGUCAGCUGCCCAGUUUCAGAAGCUCUUUGAAGAACUAGACAAAGAUGCCAUUAAGCAACAUCCUCCCAGUCCAGAGUACCAAUCACAAUUUAUGCAGAAAAUGCAGUUUGCCUUUGGCCAUCCCUACUUUGGCUAUUUGGGGAAUGUUGUAGCUCUUGCAAACAUUGUUUCUAUCUGUGUGGUUUUGGUGAUGGAUGCAGAUAAGCAGCCAUCUGAAAGAGACGACUUCUUCCUAGGGGCUAUCAACUGCUUCUUCAUCCUAUACUAUCUGCUGGAAAUGUUGCUGAAAAUCCUAGCAAUGGGCUUGAAAAGAUACUUGUCUUACCCAAGCAAUAGAUUUGAUGGACUUCUGACUAUAAUUUUGUUGGUUUUGGAGGUUGCAACUUUUGCUGUAUAUGGAUUUCCUCAUCCUGGUUGGAGACCUGAGUUCAUGGGCUUACUAUCCCUGUGGGAUAUGGUGCGAUUGGUGAACAUGUUAAUUGUGUUCAGGUUCUUGCGGAUUAUUCCUAAUAUGAAGUUCAUGGCUUUGGUUGUUACUACGUUGCUGGAUUUGGUAAAAAACUUGAGAGCCUUUGCAGGAAUUCUUGUGGUGGUUUUCUAUGCAUUUGCAAUAACUGGCAUAAUGCUAUUUAAAGGUGCUGUGGUUCCCUUUGGAAAUAUCAGUGCUAUCAAUACAACGUAUGAUAAUGGGACUCUGCAGUGUGGGACCUACGAACAGCUGGAAUAUUGGCCAAACAACUUCGAUGACUUUGCUGCAGCAGUGGUGACCCUCUGGGAUGUGAUGGUGGUGAACAACUGGCAGGUCUUUCUGGAAGCGUUUUCAAGAUACUUAAGUCCGUGGGCAAAGAUCUAUUUUGUAGCCUGGUGGUUGAUCUCUUCUGUCAUCUGGGUUAAUCUCUUCGUAGCUUUGCUUCUAGAGAACUUUAUUCACAAGUGGGACCGUCGCUGUCAUCGAGAGCCUCUUUCAGAUAUUGAAUACCAGAGAACAGUUGAUCUAAUGUUCAGAGAUGUUUUGGAAGAACCUACAGAGGAAGAGUUGAUGGAAAAACUGCACCAGCAUCCACACCUGCAGUUGUGUAGGUGA